AUGACACAGCAUGUCAGUUAUGGCACAUGCAUAUGUGGUAAAAUUGAGAAGCAAGCAACAAUAAUAAACAGAAUUCAGGUGAGUGAAUACCGCUGGAUCGAGGAAGAGAAAGAAAAAGAGAAGGCACGUGACAUGGUGCGGUGCUUGCAGGGCCUGGUUAUAUUUCUUACGCUGGAAGAUGGCGGCGCCCACGGGCGCCAGGAGGAGCUACUCUUGUCAUGGAACAGAGCGGUGUGGGGGCGCUUGCGAGGCCAACUCCAAGCUUUCCGGGGACACCCACCGGCCUGUGGGGCCGAGGCCGCGGCCUAUGGCAGGUGCGUGCAGGCGUCCACAGCCCCGGGAGGCCGCCUGACUAAGGACCUCUGCGCGCAGGAGUUCAAGGCCCUGCGGAAAAGCUUCGCUGCCCCGGCCCAGAAAACUUUGCAGGGUGGAUGCCAAUGGCUUGAAAGAAAAUCCCAGAGAUAA
Messenger RNA from Lynx canadensis (Canada lynx), 465 nucleotides. It is a transcript of the gene NDUFAF8, whose product is annotated as NADH:ubiquinone oxidoreductase complex assembly factor 8. The transcript has 3 exons. The record is from RefSeq and is a predicted model, not a curated record. Lineage: Eukaryota; Metazoa; Chordata; Mammalia; Carnivora; Felidae. The coding region runs from base 1 to 465 and encodes 154 amino acids. Gene Ontology annotation, biological process: mitochondrial respiratory chain complex I assembly. Gene Ontology annotation, cellular component: mitochondrion.